Molecule: messenger RNA, 1167 nt
Organism: Letharia columbiana
Lineage: Eukaryota; Fungi; Ascomycota; Lecanoromycetes; Lecanorales; Parmeliaceae
Exons: 2
Coding region: 1-1167 (388 amino acids)
Source: RefSeq, a predicted model, not a curated record
AUGGGAAGCCUUCCAGCUGAAAUACUUGAGCCCAUUCUUGAAGAGAUCCAUUUGAAUUCUAUCUCCGGCGUCCGAGCUCUGGCCUGUGCAUCUCGGACUUGCCGUGCCCUGGCUAGCCCCUACUUGUUUAAACCACUCAAGUGUGAGUUCAUAGAGCUUGUACGAGGUGAUGACUUAGGGGGCCUAGCCGUUGUCACCUUGAGUACAGCAGACAAUUUCAAAACUCUCAAAUGUCAAAGUGGACUGCGGGGACAAGAUAGACUGCGGACAUUCACUCAAGUCCUGAGUGUAGAACAUACCUACGAAUGUUUCGAAUACCUGCCUGAUAGAUCCUUAUAUCAUUUCAACCUCUCAGCGCCCGCCCUCGACUUCUUGAGUCGCACCCUUCCUUUGCUAUCGAGACUGGUCAUCGACCUCGGCGAUUUCAUCGGUUACAGCCCUAGCUGGGAUCAAGCGUAUAAGAAAGCUACGAAAAAAAAUGCACGGUAUUCACAUGCACCAUUAUCAUGCGUAGACGGGCUGAACAUCGUCUGCGCCAUCGCUCGCUUCCAAAACCUCCGCCACCUCACUCUUCACUACAGGCUCCAACAAGACCAAAUCGCCCUCAUGCAUCCAACGCCCGGAUGCGAAGCCGUGCGCGAGCUAUUUGAGUCGAUCCAGAGACGGAAGCGAGGUCAAGCCAUUGUCCGGUUAGACGUGAUCUUCUACACUGACUCGAUCAACGUUUUCGGGUGCGUUGACCGCUCAUGGCAAAUCGAUCCACCUACAGUAUCGAACACGAUUACGAUAGUAUGCAAUAACAAUACCUCUUCCCAAGGUGACAAGCAAUCUCAGUGCAGCUGCACUUGCGACAAUACAGACUAUGGGAAGGUGAUCGAGCGCCGGAAGAGGACUGAGAGGCUCUAUGGGAGACAGGCAUGGACAUAUCGUCUCGGAAGUGUUCAAUGGAAGCUUUUGCAAGGCAGAUAUAGAACCUUGCCGUGGAGUAUCGUGAUGCAAUCACUUAUGUGGUUGGCGCUUUUACCGUCGAAUAUCGUCUUUGAGGAGGGCAAGCGCGUGCGGUAUGAACCAUCUCUGGCAGAUGUGGAGGUGAGCUGCCGUCAGGAUUACUCGGAUCGACGAACCCGCUUCAGAGAGAGAUUGUUCGAGAGGAUAUUACCAUAUUAG